GACUGUUACAUCCUCCUCUUCAAAUACACAGAAAAUCAUUAACUCUUUCAUGCAGUAACAUCAACUUCACGAAAUUAAUCCAUAGUUCUUUCAUAAUUCUUAAGUCACAAAAUUGCCAAACCAUUCGGUCUUGGAAGUUGUAAGCACAAAUUUAGUCAAGUUUUUUUGGCAGUCAAAAGGGUGACGCUCCAAGAAAGCUGUAGCCUUACUUAUUCUUGAUCCCACUUUCAUUAAGUGUCAACCAAACAUGACUCCACAAGCCUCUCUGUAUGGUUCCAACAUUUCAUCUCUCAUCUGUCCGUCAGCACCGAGAACCAGAGCCGUCCAGCACCGUCCUGCGACUCUAAUUCGAUGCAAAGUGGAGCCAUCUGAGAAGUCGGUUGAAAUAAUGAGGAAAUUCUCUGAGCAGUAUGCAAGAAAAUCUGAGACCUACUUUUGUGUGGACAAAGGUGUCACUGCAGUUGUUAUCAAGGGAUUGGCAGAUCAUAAACAUUCAUUGGGUGCACCUCUUUGUCCAUGCAGGCAUUAUGAUGAUAAAACUGCUGAAGUCCAACAGGGCUUUUGGAACUGUCCAUGUGUUCCUAUGAGAGAAAGGAAGGAGUGCCACUGCAUGCUCUUUCUCACUCCGGAUAAUGACUUUGCUGGCCAAGAUCAGACCAUUUCCUUGGAUGAAAUCAGGUUAUCAACAGAAAAUAUAUGAUGACUACUGAACUGAGAUCACUUGUUGAAAGAGUCAUCUCUUUUAUUUGGCCAGUGAAGGAGAAGAAGUCCUAGGAAGACCAAGUUCUCAAAUGAAAUUUUGGAAUCAACCAAGAGUAUGUGAUACCUAAUGUAUUGAGUUAAUUAUUGGCCAAAGAAGAAAGAUAAAACAAACAUUCCUCUAUCAUUUGUAUGUAUAUUUGUAUUUUACUUGUGUAUCACACUAUCUUUUUCUUUGUGCCCCUUUAGUCUGAGAUUUUCGGCCUUGAA
Messenger RNA from Mangifera indica (mango), 969 nucleotides. Its product is annotated as ferredoxin-thioredoxin reductase catalytic chain, chloroplastic-like. Lineage: Eukaryota; Viridiplantae; Streptophyta; Magnoliopsida; Sapindales; Anacardiaceae. Bases 248 to 700 code for a protein of 150 amino acids. The transcript has 7 exons. Gene Ontology annotation, molecular function: oxidoreductase activity, acting on iron-sulfur proteins as donors. The record is from RefSeq and is a predicted model, not a curated record.